CUGGUUCGACGGACGAAGCUGCUGCCAAGCCGGACGAUGACGUCCCUGUUGCCAGUGUUGUUGCUCGCGGCAUUGCCGAACGCCCGAUUAGAAUCAGCGAUCAGUCCAGUGAGUAGCGGUUCAUCGUCGUCGUCGUCGUCGUCUGCCUCGUCCUCGUUGAUGGUGGGUGUAGUGCCUGGAAGUGGCUCGAGUUCGGGGGGUAUGGUUGGACCUGGCGGCAACAUGGUAGCUGGUGGCAACGUCGGCGGUGGCGGUAGCAGCAACGGUGGAGGCGGCGGUGGGGGUGGUGGUCAUUCGUCUUUGAGCGGUGGGGCUGCUAAUGGGAACGGCAGAUGCGAGGAGAUCACAAUCCCGAUGUGCCGUGGUAUCGGGUACAAUUUGACCGCGAUGCCGAACGAGCUGAACCACGAUACGCAAGAAGAAGCUGGAAUGGAGGUGCAUCAGUUCUGGCCUCUGGUCGAGAUCAAGUGUUCGCCGGAUUUAAAAUUCUUUCUGUGCUCCAUGUACACACCGAUCUGUUUACCAGAGUACACGAAACCGUUGCCAGCCUGUCGAAGUGUCUGCGAAAGAGCCAGAGCUGGUUGCGCGCCGUUGAUGCAACAGUACGGAUUCUCCUGGCCAGAACGUAUGGCCUGCGAGAGAUUACCGACACACGGUGAUCCAGAAAAUCUUUGCAUGGAGCAAGACAAUCGUACGAGCAGCGCCGGUCCAGGAUCCGGGAACGGAGGAUCGGCGAGCAGCGCUCCGCUACCAGCAGCGGCACCACCACGUCCAACGAGGCCGUCGAAGACGACCCAACCACCGCGAUGCAAGCCGGGCAAGAAUCAAAAAAACUGCCAGCAUCCCCCGGGGGAAAGGGCGAGGGAGUGCGCGUGCCGGUGCAGAGCACCCCUCGUACCCCUGGGGGCGGGGGGCACGGUGCUACCGGGCCUGAUAAGCGGCAGCAGCACCGGCAGCAUCGGCAACGGGGCUGGUCUGGCCGGCAUGGCCGUAAGUGGGGGCAUACCGGCACCGCCGAUAAACAUCGCUCGGAACAUCAUACAGGACAUUGCCGGAGUACAGAACUGCGCCCUUCCGUGUCACGGGGCGUUUCUCACCCCCGAAGAGCGAGGGUUCGCGGCCGUGUGGCUGGCACUGUGGAGCGGCCUGUGCGCCGCAAGCACGCUCGUGACCGUCACCACGUUCCUGAUCGACACCCAGCGUUUCAAGUAUCCUGAGAGACCGAUCGUAUUCCUCUCGGCAUGCUACUUCGUGGUGUCGGUGGGCUACCUGUCGAGGAGCGUGUUCGGCCACGAGGAAAUCGCCUGCGACGGGCCAGCGUUGAAAUCCGGAGCACAAGGUCCAGGCGCUUGCGUCACGGUCUUCCUGAUGAUCUACUUCUUCGGAAUGGCCUCCUCCGUCUGGUGGGUGAUCCUGGCGUUCACGUGGUUCCUGGCUGCGGGACUGAAAUGGGGCAACGAGGCGAUCGCCUCGUACUCCCAAUACUUCCAUCUGGCGGCCUGGUUGGCGCCAACGGUUCAAACAGUAUCAGCCUACGUGGCUGGCGGAGUAGCAGGGGAUCCAGUCGCGGGAGUCUGUACGGUAGCUCCCGAUGGCAUUCGAUCCUUCAUCCUAGUACCUCUCUUCGUCUACCUUCUACUAGGAACAAGCUUUCUACUGGCAGGAUUCGUCAGUCUGUUUCGUAUACGAUCGGUGAUCAAGAGACAACCGGGAGCGAAAGCGGACAAGCUCGAGAAGCUGAUGAUACGCAUCGGCGUGUUCAGCGUUCUGUACACCCUACCAGCCGGAGUGGUGCUCGCCUGUCACAUGUACGAGACAGCGUUAAGACACGAAUGGCUCGCUUCGUUGGCCUGUCCGUGUCUGACAAGGUCAAGGCCUCUGUACUCCGUCCUGAUGCUCAAGUACUUUAUGGCGCUCGCGGUCGGUAUCACGUCCGGCGUGUGGAUCUGGAGCGGCAAAACCGUCGACUCGUGGAAACGCCUAUGGAGGCGUUUGUUCGGCGGGAACGGCGGAGGCGGUCACGGAGGCGGUGGCGGCGGUAUGGUAGCUGGCGUGACAGGCGUAAGCGGCGGCAUCGGCAGCACCAGCAUCAAGGGCGUCGUAGGACGUGUCGGAGUCCCGUAUCCACCCGCUCCGGGACCAGGAAGCGCGUUGUUGCCGCCUGGCAGCGUGGCCAGCGCGUCUCAACACCAUCUUCAUCAUCACGUUCUCAAGCAACCACCUCUGUCGCACGUAUGACGUCACCAGUCGGCGGGGGGCGACAUGAACACCGCGGGCUGCGAUCAGCAACAGCAACAACAGCAACAGUCGGUGCAGCAACAGGAGCGGCCUUCCGCCCUUAGCAACUACGGGCCCAUUUAGCCCUUCGCCUCGGCCUCGUCGCGCAGGCACACGCCGCACACGGCGCCACAUACGGCGCCGC
Molecule: messenger RNA, 2422 nt
Organism: Dufourea novaeangliae
Lineage: Eukaryota; Metazoa; Arthropoda; Insecta; Hymenoptera; Halictidae
Gene: fz2
Product: frizzled-2-like
Biological process (GO): non-canonical Wnt signaling pathway; canonical Wnt signaling pathway
Cellular component (GO): plasma membrane
Molecular function (GO): Wnt-protein binding; Wnt receptor activity
Source: RefSeq, a predicted model, not a curated record